Molecule: messenger RNA, 7014 nt
Organism: Dacryopinax primogenitus
Lineage: Eukaryota; Fungi; Basidiomycota; Dacrymycetes; Dacrymycetales; Dacrymycetaceae
Exons: 7
Coding region: 1-7014 (2337 amino acids)
Biological process (GO): small GTPase-mediated signal transduction
Cellular component (GO): plasma membrane; cytoplasm
Molecular function (GO): small GTPase binding; guanyl-nucleotide exchange factor activity
Source: RefSeq, a predicted model, not a curated record
AUGUCACUGCGUGGUCCUCGUCCAGCCGGGUCCAAGGCAUCUGUCCAGUCGACCUCGGCGUCCUCCUCAAUGACCCCUUCUCCUGGUGCAUCUACUACCCUCACAGCUGGUAUGAGCAUCUUCACACCGGAUACCAGUGUCACAUCCCCUCCGCCAGCAUCGUCAUCGACAAUGACUACCCCGUACUCACCAUACUCUGCUGUGACGACUGCCACGGUUCUGGCCUCUCAGCAAUCGCAGAUGACACCCGUCAGCGCCUCUCGGACCCGGAACUCGUCUAUUUACGGAAAAUGGGAACCUCUUUCCUGCAUCAUAUACGGUGUCGUCUCAUACCCCUUCAAUAUCGCUCAGCAAUCCCAAUCGCUAGCGCGCUCGGCGUCAUCUCGAAGACCCGUCACAAGGGUCAACGGUGCCGUCGCUAGGAAGCCAGUACCCGGCGCCGGGAGCGAGGACCAGAGCCAUCUAGCUCCGCUUACGGAGGACGACGUAGGAGAGCGAGAGGGCAGAGACUGGAGCGAGUUUCAAGGUGUUGAGGUUGGUGAUGAAGUAUAUGCGUUUGAGAGAUACGUCAAGAAUGAGGGAUCCCACGUGUGGUAUCGAGGGUAUGUCGCACGAUAUCCAACUGUGCCCCCAUUAGCAACCAGCGCCUCCUUACUUGGAGGGCAACCGACCCGAACUGUACCGACCGGGGUACUGGAUAACCCCGAAGUCUUCGUCUCCCUCUUUCCAGCCAGCAUCAUCCACGUCCGUGACCAACUGAACGAUUACGAUGAAGGCAAGCUUGCCGACGCCUACCGAUCCUUGCGCGCUGGGAUGGAUGCCCCGGGAGGCUCAAUCCCUGGUCUGACAGGACGGCCAAUGGAAACGCUCAAGGAGGAAGAUGAGAGUGUGGACGGUUCCGUCGUCACACCAGGAGAUAAGAAAGCCUUCCGUGCCAGUGUCAGCUCGCGGUUCACUAACCAUGCGCCGAACGGCACUCUCAUACGAACCAAUCACCCAUCGGCCAUCCCGCAUCCUGCAAGCAGUGUGGAGAAGCCACCGCGACCGUUACCAAGUUUUAAAAUUCAAGACGAUACUUCCUCUGGAGCAGAACAACCCCUAGUCGACGAAAUCGCAGCAGCGUUGCGCGAGUGGCAUGCGCUGUUGUAUGUCUAUCUAAGUCGGCGCGACUACCGCUUGUUCCAGAUCGUCCAGGGCCACAUCGAGGCUUUGCACCUUGGUCGGCGGCAGUUGCUCGCCAACACCCUCGGUAUGGAGGAGACAAUCAAUUUGCGGCGGGAAUGCGUAGCCCGCCUUGUCAAGGGCAACGUUGUUCAAGGCUUGGAUGUAAUCGUUCGACACCCGGCAUGGGGUGGCCUGGUAACCGUUGACGUGGAGGAUGAUGUCGACGCCCGCUCAUGGAUGAGUGCUGUGCGCAUGUAUGCCAUGCAGGCGUCUCUCGCAUACACCGACGCCUCUCCCGGUGGCGGGCCGUUGUAUAACUUCAGGGGCUCCGCCCUGACCAACCUGAAGGCUCUAACUGCUGCGGCGAAUUCACCUUUACCUAGUGCGCUGUUCUCACCACCCCCCAUGAGCCUGCACGGCCGCCAAGGCUCCGAAGAGAUUCUAAGCCCGACCGCCCGGUACCUCGAAUCGAAAGGGAAGCCACAAACCGGAGCAAAGUUUUACCACGUCUUCCUUGAGCUGCGCGCGUUUGUAGCAAGUAUAUGCGCGCCAGGUGAGACAGUCGAACUCUACUUCAGCUUGUACGACAAAUCUGCCAACCCGCCCCGGUUCCUUACUGAAGAGUUCUGCACUGUGCUCAAUCACCGUGGUGUAGCUGCAAGGGAGUGGAACGAGCAGGGUACGAUGGGCCGCAUGCGCACGCUAUUUACCGAACUGGGGGAGCAUGAUGUGCAGGAGGCGAUCUACCUCGUCUGCCGGAUCAUUCGCAGUGGCUCACUGAAAGCUGGUCAGGAGGCGAGCAGCUCCGGGGCUAGUGGGCGCAGGGGUUCAUCAGACCUCUCGAGCAUGCUUGCUCCUACUAGGGGAGAUGACACCGCAGCCCAAUCGCAGACUGGAACGAACUCGGUUGGGGGACGCGCAGUCACGCCGUUUGGCCUGCGAACGGCUGAGAGCCAGCCGACCUACUUUAGGAGACCAUUUGGAUGCGCGGUGCUCGAGCUGAGCCAGCUUACGAAGAUGAGCGCGGACAAGAGCGACACGAGCAAUUUGCGCGAGCAUGUCAUGCCUAUCUUUGUCCCUGCAAAUGAGGGCGCAUUCACCACUCUGCAUCAGGAGAUAAUCGGCAGUCGGACAAAGGAGUUCGAUAAAUCUCCGAGGGCCGAGCGAUUAGGGGUUAAUAUCAAGGUGUUCUUUGGGGAUGCCAAGACUAUCAUCCGAGAAAACCCGUCUCUAUUGCACGAGACACCCAUCACAUAUCGCCUUGGUUUCCCAGAUGUGGUCUUCCCGAGUGACGUGCGAAAUGAUGUGUACAUCAAACUCUGGUCUGGCGAGUUCAUCAGUGGUGGACUGACCACUGCCACUGGCGUAUCCGCCCUUCGUCAAUCUAUCUCGCGCGGCGCAAGCGGUAACAUUCAAGUCACCAUUGAGGUGAGGACCGCUGCUGGUGCAACCGUGGAGGGUUCAAUUAGCAAAGGAGCCGGUGAACCACCGAUGACUUACUUCCACUCCCUCGUGUUCCACAAGAAUAAUUCACCAACCUUCGGUGAAUUGCUCAAACUUCAGCUUCCACCCGACCUCCUCCAGAGUUGCCAUCUCUUCUUCACCUUCCGGAACCGCCGAGUUCCGGAUCGUAUCAGUACAACUAUCAACACUGCGACACGCAGUACCUCGACGGAUGUGGCGGAUCGACCUUUCGCAUUCGGUUUCCUCCCGCUGUUCCCUGACGGCAAGGCCUUCGUGAAAGAUGGAGAACAUGUUUUAGUGCUGUACAAGGCCGAAAAGCUUCAGCAAAUUAUGGCACCAGACUACCUCGAUGGGCCUUGGUCUUGUGCAGAUAGGACCAAACUCGAACAGAUUGUCGUGCCUCCAAAUUUGGCUAAAUCUGCAACCAUGACAAGGGAUUCGCUCAUCAUCAGAUCAUACCUUUGCUCGACGCGCUUCACGCAGAACUCUGUCUUACUCGAGCUUCUGGCCUGGGAACAGCUGUCCAGUGCCCAGCAAAUUCUUGCCGUGCUCUCAAAAUUUACUUUUGGUGGUGAAGGAGAGAUCGUAAAGUUCCUGCGCGACAUCUUCGACUCGUUAUUCGCUAUCCUCGUCUCUCCCCAUAAUCAGCACGGCGAUUUAGAUGAUGCUGUCUUCAAUUCCCUUGUCACCGUUCUGGGUAUCAUCCAGGAUCGUAGGUUCACCAACUUCCAGCCUGUGCUGGAGGUUUACAUAGACGAACAUUUUAGCUGCGCGCCUGCCUCCUCGCACCUCAUCCAUUCUAUGAACCGCCUUCUCGCGAAUCCGGCUGGAGCAGAAACCGCAACCAAACUACGGUCGGCUUUCAAAGUGUGGCACUACCUUUUCCAAUUCGUCAUGCGCGCUCGGGCCCUUCAGAAGAGCAAAGAAGUCGGGAUGGGUGCCACUGCUGAACAUCUCGAAACCCAGUUUAAGAAAGAACUUCGACAACAUCUAGCCGAGAUCAAUCGGCUAAUGUCACUUUCCGUACCCGCAUCCAUCGGUACACAAACCUUCGCACUGCAAAACUUCACCUCCAUUCUUCCCGAUCUGGCAGAAACCUUCAGCAGUACCGAGCUCGUGGGCAUUGCCACCGGAUUUGCCAACUCCAUUGUUGCUUCUCGGGGUCCGAAUGUCAUAUGGAAGUUGCUCAUGUAUCUCCAGCUUGUUCAAGGAUUCCUCUUCGAUGACCCCCUAUCCCGAACACCACUCAUCGAGUCAGUUGUGAGCUGGGUCAAACCACACUUCGGCAAAUAUGACGAGUACGUGCAUGUUCAAGCAGGAGAGUCCGAAAAUGCGAAGGACAAGGCGCGUAUUCAAUGGCUAGAAGGCACUCGGCUUUGCGUUACCAUCAUGGCGAUAAUGCUGGACAAGAUUGACACGAGCUUGGUGGAUCCAGCCGUACGUGCUGACAGAAAGGCGUAUAGAGAAGAACAAGACAAUGUGGAAUAUAUGCUGCCACUCCUUCCUAAAAUCCUUGAAUCAUACCGGGAGCUGCAAAGCACAGCUUCUCGACAAACCAUCGCCCGCAGCAAGUCUGUGAUAGCUACGGGUUCGUUGGCCCCGGUCGUCUUCCCUGCUUCAUAUCCUUUUGCACUAGUUGCCAGCAGUCCAGCGGCUUCUCAGGGGUCAGGAUAUAAGAGCCCUAUCAUAGGCGCAGACUUCAGUACCUUUUUCAACUCCACUCUGGCAGAAACAGCCAUAGUCCUGCUUGUCCUCAUUCUGUCAGCCUCGCCGAAGUAUCUUCUUGGUUUCUUCGAGUUCUUGCUGGAAGUCGAAGGCAAUGAGAACUUUUCCCGUUUCCUCUCACAAUUCUUCAAAGUCGCAAUCUCCAUUCUCAGCAACGAGGCGUUUCCAAGCACCUGGCUCAACGUGAAUAUCCUCGCGCAUAAAGUCAUCUUGAAAAUCGCAGCUCCCAUUUCCGAUGUCCUGAUACGUCAGUAUAUCCCGGAUCAAAACAUGACCUAUCAAUUCAAUUCGACCAUGUGGCAGGAUGCAUUGCUCAUGUUGUUCAAGCUCAUGUCAAGCCCGCAACUGCUCAUUGAAGAUUUCAGCCCUCAGAAGCGGCGCGCGGUGUGGCGGCUCGCCGGUGACCUCCGCGUCGAAGGCGCGGCUAUUAUUACCCGGAUGUGGGAUGCUCUCGGAUGGCCAGAACAGGUUUCAGCCGCGAAUGGCGUUAUCGGGCGAUUCGGAGGGUAUCAAGUUGCUUUGGCCGGUCUGGUUGAUCAAGUGCUAGGGUUGUGUUUGUCGCACCACGAUGAGCUUCGCAAUGCCGCAGUCGAGAUACUAUACAGCAUGAUCGUCUCUGCAUUUCGUCUGGAGGGCCAUUUCAACGCCAUUGAAAACGAACUGAUCAACACACUCGACAAACUCUUCAUGUCUGAUGUCAAGGGCGAUCAGAUCGCACGUGACUUCUUCAUCGGCCAUCUUCGGUCGCUGUUUGAAGCAUCAAAUAUCGACGAGGCCCUCCGUGAGCGCGUGUCCGAUUUCCUCGAGUCUGUUGAUCUAUUCCUGGAGCUCUUGCUCAACGUUCGAGAACUUCCCGACGGCGAUGAAUAUCAGGAUGAUCGUGUGAUAGCAACCUUACGUUUGAUGAAUUUCAUUCGUCGGAUUGGGAGAGACGAGAUCUACAUCAAGUAUGUCCAUCAGCUAGUCAACAUGCACCUUCAAAGUCAGAAUUUUGUUGAAGCAGCAUUGACUCUCAAAUUGCACGCUGACUUGUAUGAUUGGGACAUGACGAGCAUUGUCGACCCAAUGGAGGAGUUAAAUCUUCCUCGCCAAUCCCACUUCGAACGGAAAGAGAUGCUAUCUCUCCUUGUGCUUGAUUAUCUGGGCAAGGGUAAGGCCUGGGAGAUUGGUGUGGAGAUCUGCAAAGAGCUGGCGACUCAACAUGGGGAGGUCACCUUCAAUUAUCAAAAGCUUUCCGAGAUACUGAUGCAUCAAGCCACAUUGCUAGAUCGCAUUGUGAAUGAUCAGCGUUAUUAUCCCGAGUACUUCCGCGUUGGCUUCUAUGGUAAUUUCCCUGCUGCUCUGCAAAACAAGCAAUUCAUCUAUCGUGGGUAUGAAUGGGAGAAGUUCGGCGCGUUCUGCGAACGAAUGCUGAACAAGCAUCCUGUCGCACAAUUGCUGAAGCCAAAUGUGACACCCAACGAAGAGAUUAUGUAUGGAUCAGAGCAGUUCAUCCAGUGUGCAGUCGUAGUUCCGGAGCCCGACCGAAGUCACGUAGUCUUCCUCAACCCUGACGUACCUGCAGCGGUCCGGAACUAUUAUGAGCAUAGCGAGAUAAAUCUCUUCAGCUCCUCCCGGCCCUUCAGCAAAGAGGGUGCUUCAAGCGUAUCCUCCGAAUUCCGGGAUCGCGACAUUUGGGUGGAGAAGACGUACUUCCGAACUGAAGCCGCCUUUCCUACCGUUCUCAGACGAUCAGAGAUUGUCGACUCCAACGUUGAGGAAAUAUCGCCCAUCGAGGUUGCUCUGAACGAUGUCCUGCAGAAGACCAAAGAGCUCACGAAUCUGGAAGUCCGGUAUAACAACAUGUCAAGGACUGAACAACCUAUAUCGACAAACGCACUCUCAAUGUCACUUAACAGUGCUGUUGAUUCACCCGUCAAUGGAGGCGUCGGACUCUAUCGGCAAGCCUUCCUCGGUGCAGAUUAUCUACCACUUCAUCCUGAAAACGCAGCUUUGGUUCAAAGAUUACGAGACGCCAUUGAUGAGCAAGUUCGUGUCAUCGCCCGUUGUCUGCAGCUUCACGGCCGCCUUUGCCCUUACGAGAUGCAGCCAUUCCACCAGACUUUAGAGAAGUUCUUCCGCAAGAACUUCUAUGAAGAGAUACAGAGGCUUCCAGCGGUUACCACCGCAGAACUCAAUGGCGUGGGGACUCAUGCAGGAGAGCUGUUCUCCCCCGCGACUGAAGUCUUCGACGGGAUGUCUGACAUCACGAGUCUUGGACCGGACACACGCAAGCGAUCAAUGUCAUCGAGCCAAGCCAUCUCCCUUCCACCCAUCCAGCCUGUCUCGCACAUCCCCCUCAAUGCGUCAAUGUACUCGCGUAGCUCGGCGUCCAUGGACGCGCAUCGGCCAGAAGAUCUCUCCGUGGUGACAAUGACGCUGACACCUCUCCAGCGACAAAUAGCUCAUUUGUCAAGAAACGGCAUUCAAGGAUUAUCGGCAGGUCCAAAUGAUCGACAAAGUGAGGAGCCGAGCUCUCCGAACGCCUCAACUGUGAAUGUAGUAGAACCCUCCCUCCCAGUCCCUGCUACACGAACAUCUUCUGUGCCGUCGCUCAAUUCCCUCAAGAAGUCGACGUCUCGGCUUUCCAGACUUGGUCCCCUGAGCUGGGGGCGAAAGUAG